Messenger RNA from Morus notabilis, 1901 nucleotides. Its product is annotated as adenylosuccinate synthetase 2, chloroplastic. Gene Ontology annotation, molecular function: GTP binding; adenylosuccinate synthase activity. Lineage: Eukaryota; Viridiplantae; Streptophyta; Magnoliopsida; Rosales; Moraceae. The transcript is spliced from 4 exons. The record is from RefSeq and is a predicted model, not a curated record. Gene Ontology annotation, cellular component: cytoplasm. The coding region runs from base 152 to 1627 and encodes 491 amino acids. Gene Ontology annotation, biological process: IMP metabolic process; 'de novo' AMP biosynthetic process.
AAAAAAAAAAAACCAUCCCCAAGACACCAGCAGGUAACCCAAUCAUCCACCUCACUCAAUAAAACAUCCCUCUCCCCACAAAACCGGCCUUUCUUUCUUCCUUUCUCUUCUUUCAUUUCGCUGUUUGUCUGCGCUUCGAACAAACAAUACAAUGAACCUCUCUUCCCUCGCAUCCCUCGACUCAAACCCUCUCUCCACUCCUCGGACUGCUAGGUCCCACUUUAUCCGGGCCCACUUCCUCCCCCGCAUCCGAAACGUCGUCGUCUGCUCCGUCAAACCCCCGGCGUCGGCGGCGACCGUCGGCGUGGCCGAGUCGGCUUCGCAGAGGCUGAGUCGAAUCGAGUCUCUGAGUCAGGUCUCGGGCGUGUUGGGUUGCCAGUGGGGCGACGAGGGGAAGGGCAAACUCGUCGAUAUCUUGGCCCAACACUUCGAUGUCGUUGCUCGUUGCCAGGGUGGAGCCAAUGCUGGUCAUACAAUCUACAAUUCGGAGGGAAAGAAGUUUGCCCUUCACCUUGUUCCUUCUGGCAUUUUGAAUAUGGAGACUCUGUGUGUUAUUGGAAAUGGAGUUGUGGUUCACCUUCCAGGGUUUUUCAAAGAGAUUGAUGGGCUUGAAUCGAAUGGUGUCUCCUGCGAGGGAAGGAUAUUGGUUUCCGAUCGUGCUCACUUGCUGUUCGAUUUCCAUCAAGAAGUGGAUGGGCUUAGAGAGGCGGAGCUUGCCAAGUCUUUCAUUGGCACUACAAAGAGAGGAAUUGGACCUUGUUACUCUAGCAAGGUGAUUAGGAAUGGCAUUAGAGUAAGUGACCUAAGGCACAUGGAUACUUUUCCUCAGAAGCUUGAUCUUUUGUUAUCGGAUGCUGCUGCAAGAUUCGGAGAUUUUAACUAUACCCCAGAAAUGCUCAGGGAUGAGGUCGAAAAGUACAAGAGGUUUGCUGAGAGGUUGGAACCUUUCAUUGUUGAUGCCGUGCUUGUCAUGAAUGAAGCCAUUUCACAGAAGAAGAAGAUUUUGGUUGAAGGUGGUCAGGCGACGAUGUUGGAUAUUGACUUUGGAACAUACCCGUUUGUAACUUCUUCUAGUCCAUCUGCUGGUGGCAUUUGCACCGGUCUUGGAAUUGCGCCAAGAGUUGUUGGUGACCUGAUUGGAGUGGUAAAAGCAUACACCACAAGAGUUGGGUCUGGUCCGUUCCCUACAGAAAUCUUGGGUCAAGGGGGUGACCUUCUUAGGUUUGCUGGGCAGGAGUUUGGCACAACUACUGGUCGUCCACGCCGUUGUGGUUGGCUUGAUAUAGUUGCACUCAAGUACUGCUGUCAGAUUAAUGGCUUUUCUUCUCUUAAUCUCACCAAACUAGAUGUUUUAUCUGAUCUUCCUGAGAUUCAAUUGGGGGUCGCUUAUAAACAUGCUAAUGGUACACCAAUCAAAUCAUUCCCGGCGGACCUUCGUCUUCUCGAGCAAUUGAAGGUGGAAUAUGAAGUAUUGCCCGGCUGGAAUUCCGAUAUAUCUUCCGUCAGAAACUACUCCGACCUUCCAAAGGCGGCGCGUCAAUACGUGGAGAGGAUAGAAGAGCUUGUCGGUGUACCAAUUCAUUACAUUGGUGUUGGGCCCGGACGUGAUGCCCUCAUAUUUAAAUAACUUUAGUAUGAUUUUCGGAUUUAUAUCUUAGAUGACAUUUGUUCCUGUUAGAGGAUCUGACGGUGGGAGAAUUUUUAUCCUCUGAAGUUGGGGGAUGUUUUGGGUACUAAGAUUACCUUGUAGGUCCAGAAACAAGUAUUGUAUUCUCCUUCUAGGGAGACAAACUUUGGAGCUUUGCUGUGUUGGAAGCCUUUUGUAGGCUUUUGAUUCAGUGAUAUUACUUAUUGCAGUGCUUGGCAAUAAUAUUAUAUUAGCUUUGAGGCCAAUUCUGCUA